Syzygium oleosum is the source of this 2664-nucleotide messenger RNA. Its product is annotated as LEAF RUST 10 DISEASE-RESISTANCE LOCUS RECEPTOR-LIKE PROTEIN KINASE-like 1.2. The record is from RefSeq and is a predicted model, not a curated record. Bases 294 to 2456 code for a protein of 720 amino acids. The transcript is spliced from 4 exons. Gene Ontology annotation, biological process: protein phosphorylation. Lineage: Eukaryota; Viridiplantae; Streptophyta; Magnoliopsida; Myrtales; Myrtaceae. Gene Ontology annotation, molecular function: ATP binding; polysaccharide binding; protein kinase activity.
AGAAUCGAGUGACAUGUGACUAAGUUUUGUCCGCGCCAAAGUUUGGUAUUGGAAAAGGAAAAAGAAAUGGGACAACCAAUGAUUAAUUAGCGUUGCUUAGUAGGAUUUGUUCAUGAUGAUUAGGUAUAUCCUCAAAGUCAAACAUUUCAAAAAAAAACGUUGGUGGGUCCUCCAAACCUGAUUGUAAUUUAGAAGUCCCUUUUGACUAGGAAGUUUCUUGGUUUGUUCUUCCAAGGUUUUCCGGGCCAAAUUUCCCGUGUGCGUUGGUGCAUCUACAUGGGGGCGUUUGACUAAUGCACGCGCCGCUUGGUGUCUGGUUCAAAGUUGCUGAACCAGCACCAGAAGACAGCGAUGGGAGGUUUACGACCAAUUCAAACCAACCCCGGUUGAUUUUUUCUGCAAAUGCUUUCCACACCCACUCUCCUGCCUUUUUCUUCUAUGCUCUGCAAUCCUCUGCCUCCUCCUUCCAGUCCCAAAUGAGUCUCCAAAGCUUCAUGUGCGGAGCUCAUUGUCGCCAGUCGGUCCUUGUCUUCGUCUUCGCCAACUUGGUCUAUCGGGCUCUGUCGGAUGGUGCGCAAUACGAGGACUGCGCACCUCGGAACUGCGGAUAUGGCCCGAACAUCAGCUACCCUUUCUGGAUUUCUGGCGUGCAGGAGUCCUAUUGUGGCUAUCCGAAUUUCGAGAUUUCCUGCAUAGAGAUGUACCCUUUCCUGAAUUUCUCGGACAGUGAGUUCAUCAUCAAGGAUAUCUUCUAUGCGAACCAUUCGUUCCUUCUGGUUAAUGCCCUCCUGUACCAGGACUCCUGUGGUGCUCCGCCUCGUAAUAUCAGCCUCGAAAGGACGCCUUUCAAUCUCGUUUCCUGUGAUGUUGAUUUCUUCUUCUACUAUAAUUGCACCUCGAAGCCGACAGGUUUUACAUAUCCAGUGGACUGUGCUAACGACUACACCGACAAUUCUUUUGCUCUCUUCCCCGAUAAAGCAUUCCAAGAAAUGGAUUUGUAUUCUGCCAUCAGCUCCUGCGAUUCCCCAGUUAGUGUACCUGUUGAUGUUAAUGCAAAUCUCACCAGCUUGGUGUCUAUGAAUUACACUGAGAUUUUGGAGAUGGGGUUCCUUUUGAACUGGACUGCAAUUAAUUGCAGCAACUGCGAGGGAAGUGAGGGACGGUGUGGAUUCGAGAACAAUAAUUUCGUUUGCUUUUGCCAAGAUGGUGCUCAUUCUCUAACCUGCAAUGAUGGAAAGAACCAUAUUGGUCGUAAACUUGGAAUAGGUUUUGGUAGUGCAGCAGGUGGAAUGGCACUGGUAAUUAUUAUACUCUUCAUCUAUCGAUCUCGCCAAAGAAAAAAAUAUGACCAGUCAUCCUAUGUCUCGAGAAGCAUGUCCUCUAUUUACUCCUCCAGGACAGAUUUCGAGAAGGGCAGUCUCUACUAUGGACUGCCCAUCUUUGACUACGACGAACUGAAAAAAGCUACCAACAAUUUCGAUCCAGCAGAGGAACUUGGUGAUGGAGGCUUUGGCACUGUUUUCAAAGGCAAACUCCGAGAUGGGCGUGUCGUUGCAGUUAAGAGAUUAUAUGAAAGCAACUACAAAAGAGUCGAGCAGUUCAUGAAUGAAGUUGAAAUACUAACCCGCUUGCGCCACCCGAAUCUAGUCUCACUGUAUGGCUGCACCUCCCGGCAGAGCCAUAGACUCCUGCUCGUGUAUGAAUACGUGCCAAACGGCACAGUGGCUGAUCAUAUUCACGGCGAUCUAGCUAAACCCGGCUCGCCCCCGUGGCCCACCCGUUUGAACAUAGCCAUAGAAACCGCAGACGCAUUGGUGUAUCUCCACGCAUCUGUUGUUAUCCAUCGAGAUGUGAAGACCAACAACAUCCUGCUGGACGAGAACUUCAGUGUCAAGGUUGCGGAUUUCGGUUUGUCGCGCCUCUUCCCACUUGAUGUCACCCAUGUUUCAACUGCUCCUCAAGGGACACCGGGUUAUGUCGAUCCAGAAUACCACCAAUGCUACCAGUUGACUGAGAAGAGCGACGUGUAUAGCUUCGGAGUAGUCUUAAUGGAGCUCAUAUCUUCCUUGCCAGCAGUUGAUAUCACUAGGCAUCGCCACGAGAUAAAUCUGUCAGCCCUGGCCAUAAGCAAGAUCCAAAGCCAUGCCUUGCACGAGCUUGUAGAUCGAAAUCUCGGGUACGAUACAGACUAUAGGACUAGAAAAAUGAUUACUGCGGUGGCAGAGUUGGGCUUCCAAUGCUUGCAAGAAGGCCAUGACAUGAGACCAUCCAUGAAAGAGGUAUUGGAAACACUGAAGGACAUACAAAACUGCGGCUGUGACAUGGAGAAGUCGGACGAAAUGGAUAAUCCAUCGGAUGAUGCUGUUCUGCUGAAGAACAAUCCGCUAACACUUUCGCCGGUUUCGGUCACGGCGAAAUGGACUAGCAACGAUACGACGCCCAAUGCCAGUGGUUAGGUGCCAUUACAGGAGACAGAUUCUUCUGAAGAUAGCUGAUAUGUACAGUAGUGAGGUAAUGUGUAUGAGUGAGGUAAAGAGAAUAACCACAUUAUGAUAUGUUUCCUUUCUUUGUUUGUCGUCACUUUCUUCCAUACUGGGCAUCUUCGCUGAGAUGUGAAUAUUCUGUGGAUGAGAGAAAGUAGUUGGCACAAUUUCUUCUUUGUUC